Molecule: messenger RNA, 582 nt
Organism: Lotus japonicus
Lineage: Eukaryota; Viridiplantae; Streptophyta; Magnoliopsida; Fabales; Fabaceae
Exons: 1
Coding region: 1-582 (193 amino acids)
Source: RefSeq, a predicted model, not a curated record
AUGGCCACCUCUAGUUCUACCCCUGGCUCUCCACGCGGCACCCCAACUAGUGACACCGCCACUACUAUGGUCACUCCACCUAUUCCGCCGGUUAAGCCUGACUUUCAUCCGGCCCUUGCUGUGACUAACAUAAAAAACAACAUCCCUUUCAAACUCGAGCUCGACAAGGAUCAUUAUGCUUUGUGGGCUGAGUUGUUUGAAACUCAUGCUCACGCUACUCAGGUGCUCCACCACAUCAUUCCUCAAGUUGGCAUGGAGCCUCCUACGCGCACCGAUGCUUCCUAUGCCCGGUGGGCCACUCUUGACUCUACUGUCAAACAGUGGAUUUAUUCCACCAUCUCCUUUGACCUUCUCGCCACUGUUAUGGAGAAAGGUUCUACUGCUAUGGCUACUUGGAACCGUAUAACUUCUAUGUUUGAGGACAAUCAGAACUCCCGUGCUGUCGCCCUCGACCAGGAUUUCAUCUCCACUCGCAUGGAGGAUUUUCCUAAUGUUUCGACCUAUUGUCAACUUCUGAAACAUAUCUCUGAUCAGUUGAGGAAUGUUGGUGCCCCUGUUAGUGAUCAUCGUCUUGUUCUCUAG